Molecule: messenger RNA, 2944 nt
Organism: Annulohypoxylon maeteangense
Lineage: Eukaryota; Fungi; Ascomycota; Sordariomycetes; Xylariales; Hypoxylaceae
Product: glycoside hydrolase family 2 protein
Exons: 4
Coding region: 242-2866 (874 amino acids)
Biological process (GO): glycoprotein catabolic process; carbohydrate metabolic process
Molecular function (GO): beta-mannosidase activity
Source: RefSeq, a predicted model, not a curated record
GGUACACCCUCUUUCUAUCCCUCAAAUCCUGUCAAUGCCACUCUGAAUAUGUGGUUUGGGGGAGUCGGGUUGACGGCGACAUCCUUGCAACCUCAAAAUAUACGGGCUGGUAUCUAUACGGGCUGGUAUCCCAUUGCAUCGGAAAAGACGACCCAUUUCCUUGAUUCAUUUAUGACUAGAACUGCCCGCUCAGUCUGCGUCCUUCCCAGAAAAGAGGUGACAUUCUGUAUUUCAGCUGAAAAUGGCUCUUGUAAAACACCCCCUUGAAGAUGGCUGGACUUUCAGGCAAAGUGACAGCACCGCAACCGGUGACUGGCUCCCGGUGAAAAGAGUUCCAACUCAGGUUCAUAUGGAUCUAGUUGCCAAUAACAAGAUUUCGGACCCGUUUAUUGACUUGAAUGAGCUUGCUGCACGGUGGGUUAAUGAAAAAGAUUGGAGUUACAGAGUCCAGUUCAAGAAGCCUGCAGGGCCUUCAAUCUCUAGCCCAUUCAUCACCGAUCUCGUCUUUGAGGGUCUCGAUACAUUCGCAACAGUAUUCCUCAAUGGUCACGAGAUCCUGAAGUCAGAUAACAUGUUCCUAACCCACCGGGUAAACAUUUCAACCCUUCUAAAAAAUGACAACAUCCUAGAAAUCAAGUUCGACUCGGCCUUUUUGAAAGGACGAGAGUUAGUAAAGGAGCAUGAGCACGAGCACACAUUCUACGUUCGUCAGACUGAUAUUGGUCGAGUUCCAACUAGAAAAGCCCAGUACAACUGGGGCUGGGAUUGGGGUCCGAUUUUGAUGACCGCUGGACCCUGGAGGCCAGUCUAUCUUGAGCAAUAUGUUUCAAAGAUCGACGAUGUUUGGGCUCAGUACGAAGUCAGCAAAGAUUUGAAGACAAGUUCCGGCCAGAUCUUUGCCAAAAUUGUAGGAGCGAACUCCAAACCCGUCAACCUCACAAUAUCCCUAGGGGGGACCAUUAUUUGGGAGAAGGCGGCCGCAGUCGACAACAACGGCUUAGCGAAAGCAGACUUCCAAGUCGAUAACCCGGAGUUGUGGUACCCACAUGGCUAUGGGUCCCAGGUUCUUUACGAAUUGAAAGCGAUUCUAACCUCGUCCGACGAAAAGUCCAAACUUGUCGGUUUUCGACGAGUCGAACUCAUCCAGGAGAAAGAUGAAUUUGGCAAAUCUUUUUAUUUCCGUAUCAAUCAGAUUGAUAUCUUCUCCGGCGGAUCUUGCUGGAUCCCCGCCGACAGUCUGCUCUCUCAGAUACCCGCUCAACGAUACCAUGAUUGGAUGAAGCUAAUGGUUGAAGGGAACCAGAUAAUGUUGAGAAUAUGGGGCGGUGGAAUUUAUGAGGACGAUGCUUUGUUUGAUGCUUGUGAUAGAUUAGGGGUUCUCGUCUGGCAUGACUUCCAAUUCGCAUGCGCAAGCUACCCAACAUACCCCUCCUACUUGGAAUCCGUUGAGCAGGAAGCAAGACAAAACAUACGUCGACUAAAGUCUCACCCAUCCUUAGUCAUAUGGGCCGGAAAUAAUGAAGACUACCAAGUCCAGGAGCGCUAUCAUCUUCAUUAUGAUUAUGAUGGGGAUAAAGAUCCUCAAUCGUGGUUGAAGUCAACCUUCCCAGCCAGGUAUAUCUAUGAGUAUCUGCUACCGAAUAUCGUCAAGGAGGAAGACCCAUUCAUGGUGUAUCAUCCAAGUAGUCCAUGGGGAGAUGGAAAGCGUACCACAGACAAAACAGUUGGAGACAUUCAUCAAUGGAACAUAUGGCACGGAAGGAUGAAUAGAUACCAGGAAACUCAUCUACUCUCUGGCCGAUUUAUCAGCGAGUUCGGUAUGGAAGCCUACCCUCAUCUCGAAACAAUUCGCGGCAUGAUCCAAGACCCACAACAACAACACCCAGGCUCAAUGAUGAUGGACUUCCGCAAUAAGGCCAUCGACCAUGAACGUCGUAUGGUCACUUACGUCGCGGAGAAUUUCCUAGUGAAAUAUGACCUACCUUCUUACACACAUCUCACACAAGUUGUGCAAGCAGAGACAAUGCACUUUGCCUAUAAGACGUGGCGCCGGGAAUGGGGUACGCCAGGAGCACGUAAAUGCGGAGGUAUCCUGGUGUGGCAAUUGAACGACUGCUGGCCGACGAUGAGUUGGGCUGUGGUUGACUACUAUCUCGUCAAGAAGCCUUCAUUCUACGCAAUGGCGAAUGCCCUGAAGCCCUUGGCCGUAGGCAUUUCCCAACCGUAUCAUAAUUGGACAGAGGGCCAUGCGGAUCCGACACUACCAGCGAGGGACACGAAGUUCGAUCUUUGGGUUGCAAGCAGUCGAUUAGAUUCCGUCCCAGUAGAAAUAAUAGUGCGUUUCAUUUCAGUCCGGACCGGCCAAGAAGUCCAUCCUUCCCUGAAGCUUGGAGGGAUAACUGUGCUGCCGAACAGCACGACGGAGGUCCUGAAAGACCAUUCUCUUCCAGUAACAAACCCACAGUUUAAUGAUACAACGCAACCUUUCGACUUGGUGAAAUACGACCCGUACGUCAUUCAUGCCACCAUCAAAGACGGUGAUGAGGUCGUGUCAAUUGAUACAUCCUGGCCACAACCGAUCAAGUACUUGGAUCUCUCCAACCGAAACGUAACAUUCAAGGCCGUAUCAACUAACCAAAUAUCCAUAUCCGCCGCUCGUCCCGUGAAGGGGUUCGUGUUCGAAGAGACUCGUGCGAUGAAACUGAGCGACAAUGGCAUUGAUCUCGUCCCAGGAGAAGAAAGGGUCGUAGAUGUGACGGGCGCAAGUCUGGAUUCUCUGCGAUAUACUUACAUCGGAGCGCCAGAAGGUUCUUUAAAGGUAGCUGUUUCUAUCCCCGACGAUCUGGUAUCAAAAGCUAGGCUCUGACGAUAAUGGGAUCGAACAUCGAGUAUUAGGAAAAGUAACCUUCGAACACGGUAUGACAGCUUAAAAACAAUUUGAUCA